UGCCAGGUCCCCGCUCUUAGUUGCUGCGCACCGCAGAAAACUUUGUGUCCCGGGAUAAUGCAGAACCCAGGACAGCAGGUGAGUCAGCUUGCACACCAGAACUCCGUCAGUACUUUGCUGGCACGAGUUCGUGCACGCAGUGCCGGGACACCAAUGCCGUACGCCGCACAGGGUCCUGUUGAGAACUCAGAAUCCGGCAGAGGAUACACCCUUGGCAGGGAGUACCCCACGAUGGGUCAUGGCGACAUGUUCUCGGGCAUCGUGACGCCUGUUGCCCUGAGCUUGACUUUCUGCAUCAUGGUCGGUAAGACCCUCGCCAAGUGAUUCUGUUUCGCAUCUGAGCCAGGCAACUCAGUCUUGGCCUUUGACAUCAGAUGUUUCUUGAAGUUCAUGUACAGUUAUUCCCUUGAGCCCACGGAACCAGGUCCCUGACCCGCUGUUGUGGUCCAGAGGGUGAACAAAGGUUCAGGUUUGUUGCUGCCCACGUUGGCAACAGACUGACAUCCCAAAACAGCAACGCUCAACCCAGCGG
This is a messenger RNA of Cladocopium goreaui, 532 nucleotides long. The record is from the annotation of a GenBank genome assembly. Lineage: Eukaryota; Dinophyceae; Suessiales; Symbiodiniaceae.